Molecule: messenger RNA, 1002 nt
Organism: Spathaspora passalidarum NRRL Y-27907
Lineage: Eukaryota; Fungi; Ascomycota; Pichiomycetes; Serinales; Debaryomycetaceae
Exons: 1
Coding region: 72-806 (244 amino acids)
Source: RefSeq, a predicted model, not a curated record
UUUUGUUCCAUCUACUCUUUUCAACUAUUCACAUUUCAAGUUCAACCUUUUAAUUAAUUAUCAUCAGCACAAUGUUCAAGUCAAUCUUUCAAUCAAUCAAGCCAAUGAUCAUUAACGGUGCUACCAGAUCCGGCGUUACAGUUACUGCCACACCAGCUACUUCUAUUACUAUUUAUCACAAUACAAACUCCUUGUUAUCACACAAUUUGUUAUCCAAGUUGUCUUCAUACAGUGUUUUACCAUGCACUGUUCACAGAUUUAAGGAUUCUCAUCAAACCAUCACCUCAUACACUACUGACAAGGUCUCAUCUUCGAAUGGACAAGCACCAAUUGCCAAAUUUGAUGUCGAUGUCAAGUUUAACCAAGGAUUAUCUAAGACAGAUUACGAUUUCAUUAUGAAUGAAUGUGUCGAUAUCCACCCUGAUAAUCAAUCCAUUAUGUUGCAAUUGUUGUAUGGGGUUAGCCAUGACAAGAGAAAGUUGAUCAAGUCUUUUGAUUUACACGACGAAUUGUACAGUAACUUUGAUAGAGUCUCACAAUUAUCAAGAGAAAAUGGUCCUUUGAUUAUUGACUACAACAACAAGUUGAUUGCCAACGAUGAAGCUUCAUUUGAUCGUAUCAUGGUUAAUUACUUGAGUUGUGGAAUUCAAAAUGUUGAUAAGGCUGGUGCUGGUUUAGGUUCAAAUGGUUCUAGCAACAAUAGCGCCAAUCUUAACGUGUCUGCUGCUAGUACUAUUCCAGCCGCUGAGUUGUACCAUCAAAAUUUAAUCCAUCCUCACGUUGCUGAGUUUGCUGAUUUGUUUUAAGAUGGUUUUGUUUUUGUUUUAUUUUUAUAACUGGUUAUGGUCACUUUAUUAAAAGAAAUGGUAGUAUUACUACUGUGUUUGUCUUUUUUGGAUACUAAUUUAUAGCGGGUCUGUUUAAUAAUUUUUUGGGAAUUUUAGUUUUUUAUUGCUUUUAUAGAUUUUAAUUAAUAGCUAAAUAUAAUAUGAUUUAUAAAUU